AUGCGUGUGGCGCAGUGGCGGGGGCGGGCGGUGCCGCUGGGCGGGGGGGCGAUGGCGGCCGCGCUGGGUCUGUCGUCCGCGCCGGGCUCCGCCGCCGUGAGCGAGCUGUGCCAGAACGGCCGCGAGAUCUUCCUGGAGGCGUCGCGCCUGCUCCUCACGUACGCCGACAACAUCCUCCGGAAUCCAUAUGAAGAAAAAUAUAGAUUAAUUCGUAUUGGAAAUCCAGCAUUUUCCACAAGGCUGUUGCCCGUCAGAGGAGCAGUUGAAUGUUUAUUUGAAAUGGGGUUUCAGGAGGGAGAAACUCAUCUGGUUUUCCCUAAGGAAGCUUCGAUUGAGCAACUACGUAAAAUCAGAGACUUAAUUGCUGGAGAGAGAAGCAGCAGACUGAAUGAGUCAAACCAAAUCCCCAAAUCAGGAUCCGCUGAAACUGUCAGCAGCACUCAGACAGCUGCACAACGGCCUUCAAGACCUCCCGACUCUGUUCUUGCCCCUGCCCGUCAGCGACCAGAAACGUCACUUGUGCAAUCUCUUGAAAUGGCUGCAAAUAUCUUGAAAACACUUCAAACAAAAUUUGAGGAUCUUGUAUUGAUGUAUGAGAAUCCUUCUAUUCAGCAGAAAGCACUAGCUGCAAUUCCCCUCCAGGAAUUAAAGAACAAGGCUCAGAAAAAGCUAUCACAAGCUACAAGACUGGACAAAGGUGCACAUGUGAAUGAAGAGGAUUUCCUAUUGUUGGAGCUUUUGGACUGGUUUAAGACUUGCUUUUUUCAUUGGGUAAAUAGUCUUCCUUGCAGCAGGUGUGGUGGGCAGACAGAGCCUAAAAGUGACUACCUGUUGCCUACUGAGGAUGAUGUAAGGUGGAAUGCCAGUCGAGUGGAAAACCACUACUGCAACCAGUGUCAGUUCUCUAAUAGAUUCCCAAGGUACAACAACCCUGAAAAACUUCUGGAAACAAGACGUGGACGCUGUGGCGAGUGGGCAAACUGUUUUACACUGUGUUGCAGAGCUGUAGGGUUUGAAGCGAGAUAUGUCUGGGACUAUACAGAUCAUGUGUGGACUGAGGUAUAUUCUUCAUCUCAGAAAAGAUGGCUUCAUUGUGAUCCCUGUGAAAAUGUCUGUGAUAAGCCUCUUCUCUAUGAAACUGGAUGGGGAAAGAAGCUCUCCUACAUAAUUGCAUUCUCCAAAGAUGAGGUUGUUGAUGUCACCUGGAGAUACAGCUGUAAACAUGAAGAAGUACUCUCUAGAAGGACAGCACUCAGCGAAGCAACGCUACGUGAGACAAUUAACGCACUAAAUAGAACGAGACAAAAGUCUUUGUCAGAAAGUAGAAAAAGAGAGCUCUUGGAAAGGACUAUUGUGGAGCUUGUUGAAUUUAUUUCUCCUAAAACACCUAAACCUGGAGAAUAUGGUGGAAGGACAUCAGGCUCAAUGGCUUGGCGAAUGGCCAGAGGUGAAAUUGGUCCAGAGAAAAGAAAAGAAGUACUUUUUAUUCCCUCUGAAAAGGAGAAGACAUCUAAACUCUUCCACCUCAUCUACAAUAUAGUAGAUGAUAGUUAUACACGGAUUUCCAAUAACAAUGAAAAAAUAAGUGGCUGGGAAGCAGGUGUUUGGAAGGCAGAAUCUGUUUGGAGAAAAGUUGAAACAGAUUGGAAAAUGGUUUAUUUAGCCCGAAAAGAAGGGUCAUCCUCUGCUUCCAUCAGCUGGAAGUUUGAGUGCAAGUCAGUCGGUCUAAAAAUAGAUAACAUUUCAGUUAGAACAAGCAGUCAGACUUUUCAGAGUGGAAGAAUACAGUGGAGACUUUGCUCUCCAAAAGCAGAAAUUGCUCUGAUGGGAGAUAAAAAUCUUUGCUCCUAUUCAGAUUUUUCUGGUGCAACGGAAGUUAUGUUGGAAGCAGUUCUAAAUGGAGGGGAUGGUGAAGUUGCAUGGCAACACACACAGCUGUUUAGAGAGAGCUUAACAGGAUGUGGAGAAAAUUGCUUGGAGAUAAUUAUAAAGCUCAGUGACCUCUGAGAAUCUGAACUGCAGAGAUGUACUUUGGAUUCCUCAAAGACAUUAUACUAUGGAUACAACAUGAAGAUUUGGUUGGCAAUUCUUCUUCAUCCUGCU
Molecule: messenger RNA, 2103 nt
Organism: Neopelma chrysocephalum (saffron-crested tyrant-manakin)
Lineage: Eukaryota; Metazoa; Chordata; Aves; Passeriformes; Pipridae
Gene: NGLY1
Product: N-glycanase 1
Biological process (GO): glycoprotein catabolic process; protein quality control for misfolded or incompletely synthesized proteins; protein deglycosylation
Cellular component (GO): cytosol; nucleus; cytoplasm
Molecular function (GO): peptide-N4-(N-acetyl-beta-glucosaminyl)asparagine amidase activity
Source: RefSeq, a predicted model, not a curated record